AUGCUUCAUCAUCUAGCAAAAUUUGCUUUUUUAUAUAAUACGUUUAAUAUCAUAGGCUGCAGCACUCUGGAAGAAUUGGCGACGGUCAUCAGAUCAUUGGGCCAGAAACCAACUGAAGAAGAGCUGCACGGUAUGAUAAGGGAAGUCGAUGUUAACAGGAACGGGAGCAUAGAAUUUGGAGAGUUUUUAUACCUAAUGGCUAAGAAAACGAAGGAGACCAAUGAUGAAGAGGAGUUGAAAGAAGCUUUCAAGGUUUUCGAUAAGGACCAAAAUGGGUUCAUAUCAGCUAGUGAGGUGAAUACUUCUUAUCCUUUUUAUUUCAGUUGAAAGAG
This is a messenger RNA of Ananas comosus (pineapple), 332 nucleotides long. Its product is annotated as calmodulin-like protein 8. Gene Ontology annotation, molecular function: calcium ion binding; enzyme regulator activity. Bases 1 to 327 code for a protein of 108 amino acids. The record is from RefSeq and is a predicted model, not a curated record. The transcript has 2 exons. NCBI's taxonomy places the organism in Eukaryota, Viridiplantae, Streptophyta, Magnoliopsida, Poales, Bromeliaceae.